AGGGAAUAGUUGCUAUGCUAUCUCCAUGGUUGAUUUAAGGCUUGUGCUGCUUUGCAUGCUUGAUCCAGGAGCUUGAAAAGUCAUAGCCUGUCAUUUUGACUGGUGAUCUGAAUUGUAUCUCAUCAGGAGAUAGAAAUUUGCAAUCGUGCAGCCAGUCAUUUAAAUUUCAUGGAUUUGCACUAGUCUUUGUGAAUGUUCCCAAGAGAAGAAGAAAGAAAAUCAUUUGGAUCAAACUUUUUGUCAAAUGGAUUUGUGGAUGCCUUCAGAAAACAGCAUCCCAAUGUUGUUGGGUAUACCUACUGGGGUUAUCGACACGGUGGUCGGAAAACUAACAAAGGAUGGCGGCUUGACUACUUUCUUGUGUCGGAAUCCAUAGCAGACAACGUCCAUGACUCCUACAUUGUCCCUGAUGUUAAUGGGGGUGAUCACUGUCCUCUUCGCCCUGUACUCGAGCUUUAGUUUUGCAAGAACCAUAGUUUGCAUGGGAAUACACAUGGAGGAUUAGUUUGUCUUGGCAAUUUGUUGAAUUGAUGGCUUUGGCCUUCUGGUUAAUGCCAAGAACAUAUAAUUCUGUCAGCACUGAAAUAGGAAAUUUAUGGCAGAUCCAAAGCAGAUGGGAUCUGAAAGUUUGAACAUAAUUAUCAUCAGAGUCCUUAUCCAUCCUAGCUGGCAGCCAAUUCAUGGCACCCAGUUAAUGCUCGAGCAGCAAAUUUCUUUGAGAUACACGACGUGGAUAAUCUACUGGAUAAAAAAGAAAAAAAG
Molecule: messenger RNA, 762 nt
Organism: Populus euphratica (Euphrates poplar)
Lineage: Eukaryota; Viridiplantae; Streptophyta; Magnoliopsida; Malpighiales; Salicaceae
Product: apurinic endonuclease-redox protein
Exons: 3
Coding region: 193-459 (88 amino acids)
Biological process (GO): base-excision repair
Cellular component (GO): nucleus
Molecular function (GO): double-stranded DNA 3'-5' DNA exonuclease activity; DNA binding; DNA-(apurinic or apyrimidinic site) endonuclease activity
Source: RefSeq, a predicted model, not a curated record